AUGUGUUCUAUAAAGAUCAUUUGCUCAAUAGUCUUUUUUCUAUUGUCAUUGAGCAAUAUUUAUUGUGACAAGGAUGCAGACAUUAAUACUCUUCAACAACUAAUCAGCAGUUUAAGUAAUGCACAAAAAGAAAAAAUUUUUCAAUCACUUUUGGAAAAUUCAAAUCAAGGUCGACAAGAUAAUUCAAACUGGUGUUGUAAUACGGAUCCUGGUGUUGAAGCUACAGCAAAAACUCGUCAAACAACUUAUUACGUUCAACGACAUGCACGCAACAAAUGUGGUUAUAGUAGUUGCAAUCUAUUUGGUUGGGGAAGCUGUACACGUUGGUGUGAUACAUAUUGGUCAGAAAUGCAACAUGGCGUUGAAACAUAUAUUGUUUAUACGCCACGUUUAUGUCCAGCAGGAAAUCUUGUUUGUUGUGCUGGUUAUAUAACAGUUAUCAAUCAUUGCUUUACCUAUCAAGAAGUUAUGAAUAACAAAGAUGUUUUAGAAAUACUUGUUUCUAUGGGUAUUUCUAUUAAUCCAACAAUGGGUUAA
Messenger RNA from Rotaria sordida, 537 nucleotides. Lineage: Eukaryota; Metazoa; Rotifera; Eurotatoria; Philodinida; Philodinidae. The record is from the annotation of a GenBank genome assembly.